Patiria miniata (bat star) is the source of this 3447-nucleotide messenger RNA. RefSeq names its product proton-coupled folate transporter-like. Lineage: Eukaryota; Metazoa; Echinodermata; Asteroidea; Valvatida; Asterinidae. Gene Ontology annotation, cellular component: plasma membrane. The coding region runs from base 438 to 1877 and encodes 479 amino acids. Gene Ontology annotation, biological process: transmembrane transport. The transcript is spliced from 6 exons. Gene Ontology annotation, molecular function: transmembrane transporter activity. The record is from RefSeq and is a predicted model, not a curated record.
AAAGUUGCUAAAAUUUUGGAUAUUUUGCUGUCAUAAAUUUCAUGCCUAUGUUUGUGGCUCGUGGGUAAUCGUGGUGAGAAUAACAAGACCAUUACGUUUAUGGUCUACUGACGUGAUCAUCAGGAUCAUCAACAUCGGAUGGCACAUCAUAGCGGCAGCAUAGUUGAAAGCAGCUGGCCUUGCCGGUACGGUCUGGCAUGUGUACACGUCUGACGGCAGAUGUUACUUUGACCUUUUAUACUCACAGCUCGCAUAGGCCCAGUCAACAAAACAAUUGCAUUUCCUUUCAACUGAUUUUUUGACUAACGUGAUCGGUUCGUGGUGAGUCAUGUACACUUUCUCCAUGGUCGGUGUUCAACAACAUUCAACGGAGAUGGCUGCACACAAACAUCCCCGGCUAGGCCCACUGGUUAUGGGCCAAUAUCUGGUGACAUACAAUGUCCAAAGAAGUUGAAAUGAAAUCACCGAAUACCCCAAUGGAUACACCACCGGUUAAAACUGUGCUGCCGACGGGUCGCGAACGGGCACGAUUGAGAUGGGUGACCGUGGAGCCGAUCUACGUGCUGGCGAUGAUUGGCAACACCUGCACGGCCCUCGUCAGGCCGCUCUACGUGAAGGAUGUAAUCAGCGAGUCUUACAACUACAACGAGACUAGCGACAACCAUACCAAGUGUGGCGCCGACCAGCCAAGUAACGGUACUUCGCUCAGCGACAAGAUACAAGCAGAGUCCGCCAUGUGGUUGUUGUAUCUCGCCGCUGCCUCUGGAGUUCCUGCCAUGCUUAGCACCAUCAUCUUCGGCUCUACCAGCGACAGACUCGGCAGGAAGCUGACGAUGGCUAUACCACUCAGCGCCUUCGCCAUCCAAGCUGCAGUGUACCUCUUCACGGUUAUCUUCAAGCUUCCUCUGGCCGUCCUCUUUACGGGCGAAGUCCUCCAAGGGCUGGCCGGCGGGUACGGACUCCUUUUCUCCUCCACCAACGCCUACCUGGCAGAUGCCACCUCGGAAAAACAGAGAACUAUCCGGAUCGUGGUCGCCGACAUGCUGCAGUAUCUCAGUGGAGGGUUGAAUCAACUAGGACAAGGCUAUCUGAUCAAAGUCGGUUAUAUCCCGUCCUUGGCGAUUGCAAUUGGGAGUAAUGUUGCUGCCCUGGUCUAUAUUGCAAUCCCACUCUGCCUGAUUGAGACCGUGGAAAGAGGUAGCAUAGAACACCAGGGAUUGCGGCAGGUUUGGCGGAGUAUGAAGAGGCUGGUAAUGUACAACGUGAACGGUCGGCGAUGGCAGAUGAUUCUUCUGACCCUGUACGUCUACUUCUGCAUCGGGCAGUUCAUCGGUGUCUCGGCCAUCUACGUGCUCUACGGUACCGGCAAGCCCUUCUGCUGGUUGUCUGAAACUGCUGGACUCGCCUCGUCACUUAUAUGGAUUUCUCUGGCUAUUGGUAUGCUGGUUGGUACCAAACUCUUCUCACUGUGUCUGGGAGACUACUGGCUGAUGCAGAUUAGCUGCCUCAGUUUUAUGGCCUCCUACCUCAUCAUGGGAUUAGCGAAGUCCACAGCGGUCCUCUACAUUGGAACUUUUGUGGGCUGUCUUCGACUGAUGUCUCUCUCGGUUGCACGGUCGGUCCUCUCAAAGAUAUCCCACCCAGACGAGAUAGGUGCAAUGUUGUCAAUCAUCGCGUGCAUGGAAAGCAUCUCAUUCACAUCCAGUCUACUGUCGACAAGUCUGUACGCGGCCACCGUAUCCUUCCUACCGCCACUGACCUUCUUUGUGUAUUCCAGUAUUACCGUUAUUCCCGCAGGAAUGACACUGGCUUUGCAGAUUUUCUGGCCUCCGAGGAAAACUUACGUUGAAUUCGAAAACCCGGUUGAGGACAAGUAACUGCUGCAGCUUUUUGAUAAUGGAAGUUGCACAAGGUGACCGUUCCUUUCAUUGAUGAAUUAUUGCGGCUGGUUCAUUUGCCAAUGGAAUUAAACCAAAAGAUAAGUGAACAAUAUAUUUCUGUGAUGUUGAAACUUAAGCUAUAUGCAUUGUUGAAGUGAGUUCAUCACAAUUUCACUCCCAAGUCCAGUCACAAUAUGAGUGGACAUUAAACGGGCAAUGUCUGGUCACAGCUCGUUUGAAUAGCGUGUGGUUGAUGACUUGUAAAUAGACGUAUGAGAACUUGGGACUCGACUACACCUCUGGUGAUAUGUGGAGGAACUUCGAAUGCUCAAAUGCAUAAUGACGUGUCAUGAAAUGAAUGCUCGAUUCAAGUCAUCAUAAUUAUGUUUGCAUUUUUAUUUCAUAAAUUGAAAGGCUAUAUGUAGGUUUUGGUGUUCGGAUGAAUACUUUGAAGAGGUGUGCUACUACAUGUCUACACAUUAAGCCGCAUAAAUAGCAAAGUGUAUAGAAUAAAACAGGAUGAACAUCAGAAAUUACUAACAUUUAAGCAGUACUAUCGUUUUUCAAAGGACAUUUUCGAUUGAAUAUUUCGCAGGUAUUUAUAAUGUUAUUCAUUGGAAAUGUUGAAAAACUAAUUUAUAUAUGAAAUAUGUCAUGUUAACGUUAUUCCUAUGAAUAGAGGUCUUUCAAUCACUACACCUACAAAAUUAAUGUUUCUAUGUUUUCUAUAUUCAUGUCAAUAACAUAUUUACAGAUAUAUUAACUCAUGUAAAUGUCAUAUUUCCUAAAUUGAAAGAAAGUUUGGUUCAAUUAAACCAUGACAAAAAUACACGUGGUUACCCGUUUCAUGGUUUCGAAUGCUGUAAAACGUGUUUGUAUCGUUAGCCUAUAAUUUUGUUUUUACAUUUCCAGCGACUUCAAUUGCCUUCAAAAAAAGUUCGUGUCACCUGCAAGUAAAUAACAAAACAAUCCGGGAACCAAAAUUAAGACAAAUCCUUGUAUCCGACAUUUGCUGCAUAUUUGUGAUCUACGUGUACAUGUAUAUGUAACAUUUGUGGAGACUGAGACAAUAUAUAAUGGCGCAGAAACUCUCACCAAGUAGGCCAAUUUAGCGACAUAUAGUACAAUGUUUGUCAAUUGUCCAUUGAUGUGAGGUACAAACUCAGAGAGAGAGUUCAACAUAAGUUAUCAUUCGAGAGUUAGCUAGCUGUGUAGUGCCAAAGUGCAAUAUGUGAUUCAAUUAGGAUCCAUGAUCAUUACACUGUACCGUGUCUCCAUUAUACGUGUUUCAAAAUUAGACCCACUCACUCUGGACUAAAAAUACAAACAUAACAGCGUAAUAAUAUCUGAAAUGAUUACAUUGUUAUUAUGUAAACCAACCAGUUCAUUUCUGCGUGAACCUAUGCCUAUUGUAGGGAAAUAGUUUGGUGAACCUGUGCCUGUAAUUAUGUAGGCCCAGUUCUGGUAUCGAUAUAAGCAACGUUCAAGGGUAAGCUUAAACUAUUCUUAUGUGAAGUUAUAUUUAGUUAUAAGCGUUUUGUGUAUCAAUGUUUAACCUACGAUGUAG